AUGGCUGUAAUAACCCUACUAUGGAAAUGGACUAUUGUGUGUUUUGUAGGUGUAGGAGUAGGAGGGCGAGGAUUUGGCGGGAAUGGAGUAGAGAAGGUUGAAGCGAGCGAUCGUAUCGGCACGUCCCUGGCGUUCACUCGUGCUUCAGUGCACUCGUGUCGGUGGGCUCGUACUACGGUAGACAAGUUCGUCAGACUCGACGCUGCUGAGUCUAGUGAAGUAGAGUGUACACUCUAUUUUACUGUUGAUGAUGUUGUGUCUCCUGUAUCAGCUUAA
Molecule: messenger RNA, 276 nt
Organism: Cotesia congregata
Lineage: Eukaryota; Metazoa; Arthropoda; Insecta; Hymenoptera; Braconidae
Source: the annotation of a GenBank genome assembly